Molecule: messenger RNA, 7012 nt
Organism: Bactrocera oleae (olive fruit fly)
Lineage: Eukaryota; Metazoa; Arthropoda; Insecta; Diptera; Tephritidae
Product: KAT8 regulatory NSL complex subunit 2
Cellular component (GO): NSL complex
Source: RefSeq, a predicted model, not a curated record
AAUUUAUUUAUAAUUUCCUUUAAAUUAGUAGAUUUCACUCAGUUUUAGAAGCUUCUUACUACCUUUACCAAAUAUUCAUCUAUUUUUCAAUUACCCAAUUUUAACAAAAGCUUUGUGUAAUCGCGGUAUGAGGACGCGUUUAUGAUGGUAGUUAUCGAUACACUUUGUUAAUGUUAUCGAAAAAUCACAAUAUUUUGAUGCUAUUAAUUUUCGCAAAAACAAUUUUGUUGUGUCGUAUUUUCCUUAAAACCGUAUUUUAAAGCAAAUAUUGUUUAAUAAGUGCCAAAUAACAAUUUAAUUAAAAAUCCAAAUAAAAUAAACGAAUUAAAAAAUGACUACUAGUUGCUCGCAUUUGCGCCAACGUCAAUUUCUACGUUUUGGCGGUAGCUUGCAAGAACUGCGUGAGCAAUUGCAUCAAGAAAUUGAAAACAAAGCUAAAGCUUGCUCGAAUUCAACAUAUCAAUGCUCCCUACCCCGUGCCGAUGGUAGUGAAUAUUGUAUACAACACAUAUUACGCGAUCCCCGUGGAAAUUAUCGCCAAUGUACUUUUAUUUAUUCCAAUGGGCGCAAGUGUCUAAAUGCACUACAGAAACAUGAUAUUAAAAAGGAUCCUGAAAUGACAACACUUUGCUUUGAACAUAAUCGUCAAGCGCAGCUACGCAAAACGCAUACUACUGUGGGCAAACUAAAACGCACCGAUACAAAUGAGGCAUUAUUACACAGCUUGAGUAAUCACAUCAAUUUAGAUGACAAACAAUUUGAACGCACCAAUAGCGAGCAGGAUGAGGAAAUUGAUGUGGUUACACCGCAUGUCACGCCAUUUGUUGCACACGAUCAGAUAAACACCCUAGGUACUAUAAUGUCGAAAUUGCAAAAAAGGCGACGCAUUUUGGAAUAUGCCUCAGAUAGUUCAAGUGACCACGAGGAGCCGCCCAACAUCAAGAACACAGCUCGCAAUUUUGAAUUGAAUGAAUCAGACGACGAUAGUGACAACUCACUCGCAGAAGAUUUACUGAAACAUGCUGGUAUUUAUACACGUGAAGAGGCCGUACGCAUAUCAGAAGCUAAACUGACAAAGUUACAAGGUCUAUACAUUGACCAAAUCAAUCAUCUACAUUAUGUACUUAAAGAACGUCGCCGUCACUAUUUAACCGCUUUACGCAAAGAACGUGAAAUGCUUUGUAGUAUUCACGAUCAGCUAAAGGAGUCGCCGAAGGAACGUGUACUCUAUAAACAACUCAAAGCGCUCAGUUCAUAUCAUCGCCGAAACGGUGUCGAAGCUGUGCUAUAUAAGAAAUUCAAAGAAAAACGUGCCAAGGCCUCAGAUGCACCAGCUGGACACAAAGGUCCCACUUUUAAUAAAUGUAUUUUCACCGAAGGUGGAGUAAAAUGUGGCGAACGUGCAAUGCCUUGUUGUAAAUAUUGCCGUAAACAUAUUUUGGAGGAUAAAAGACAGAUACUUUUCCGUGCGUGUGAAGUGGAGCGGAGUGGCGUAGUAUGCCAGGAAACAAUACCAUGCAUUUUUGAUAAUGCAUCGACGUGUGUCUUGCAUCUAACCGUACCGACACGUCGUCAAUAUGUGCAAAAGAAAUACGAAUCAGAAACAGAGGAGGAUGCUGAAGAUAAGCCAGAAAUUUUGAAGGAUACAACGCUGUCUGUAGAUGUUGCAAAAUCAAACAUAUUUGUGGGCUUGCAAACAGAAAAUUCUUCUGCCACUUCACCAGGAAGAAAUAUAACAAUCUCACAUGAUAUAAACGUCACAGCUUCAACAUCAGAGGGGGUAAAAUAAAAAAAAAAAUAGCAUUUGGCGACAAGCAAUAAAAUUUUUGUUUUAAAAAAGAUUUUAAACAUUUGUCACGAAUUUUAUUUUUAUAUUGAUUUUCUAUGUAGAAGAUUAAAGAUUCCUGUAUUUUAAAUAAGAAUAUUAAAUAUUCAACUAAUGCAAGUCAUGUUUGUUUUAUUUAUAUGACUGAAAUAAUAAUCUGCGUCGUUUCCUUCGGUGUGUUGCAAAUUUAAUAUGCUUUGUUCAUGGUAUAAAUACUGCUAAUAUACCAAAUAUGAAGUCAUCAAUUAUUUAUUUAUUCAAAUUGGAGCUACGAAUUGAAUCAUCUUUUCCACAAUUAUUCAGCAUUGUCAAAAUCUAUAUUAGCAAGAAGAAAUUAGCAGAAAAAAAUUAUUUGACUUCAUCAACAACAUUUAACUCAUAUUAUACAAAAUUUUAAUUGAUAUAUAAUUAGAAAGACACUUUAUUCCAAAACUUAAGUACUUAGAUGCAACACUGUAACACCGAAUACCGAAUAUAACGAAUACUCGAACGAGUAUAGCAGGCUAAUGUCAAAUUUUGAUUCAGAUUAAUAAAGCACACUUCCAAAUUAUUUAAUUGGCAUUUCAUAACAGAAAGUAAGCAGCACAAUUUUUGCAAUAUGUUCAAACUGGUGGCGCAGCAACUGCGUCAACAAACGCGGCAAGUCUCCCGUGUAAGUACCAUCAAUUAUACCAAGGCCACCAGUGGAACUGAUUUGUCGCGACAACAACAACAACAAACCACACAAUCGCCAACGAUCAAAGUAAAUAAAGCGCUUGAAGGUUGGCCCGAAAAACUACGUAAGGCUGGCGUUGGAGAUAUUGAUUUUAAUUUAAAAUGUUUGGUAGCGCAUGUGCUUAGAAGGAAAUUCAAUACGGUAAAGGGUUUAAAUGAUUUAGUUUUCACCGAAAAUCAAUUGCAAGAAUUUGAACGUUUUUGUGAAGCACGUUGUGCUCGUAUGCCACUACAGUAUAUAAUAGGCGAGUGGGACUUUAUGGAUUUGACAUUGAAAACCUCGCCUUCCGUGUUCAUUCCACGACCGGAAACGGAGGAGUUCGUUUCCAAAGUGAUUGAAGUGUAUCGCGAUAUUAAAGGUCCCAUUAACAUGUUAGAGGUUGGUUGCGGUUCCGGUGCUAUGUCAUUAGCUAUACUACAUGCUUUGCCCAAUGUACGCAGUACUGCAAUUGAACGCGGUAAAGCAGCAACAGAUUUGUCUAGAGAAAAUGCCAAGUUGCUUGGUUUAGACGACCGAUUCACUGUAUAUCAUCACACUAUGGAAGUAGAUAAUUAUCUACCAGCCGAGUUGGGGAACGAAGUUUACGAUUUAAUUAUUGGUAAUCCGCCAUAUGUAAAAUCAGAAGAGUUCCCCUUAUUGCAGCCGGAAGUCAUUUGUUAUGAAAAUUUGAAUGCUCUCGAUGGUGGUCCCGAUGGUUUACGUGUAGCACGCUUGGUUUUCAAUUUAGCCUGUGAACAUUUGCGUCCCGGCGGCAAGAUGUGGCUCGAAUUGGGAGAAGAUCACCCACCUUUGGUACAAACCAUUAUGGAGACGCAGUAUGAGGGACGUUUACGUUACAUUGCUGGCUAUAAAGAUCAAUAUAAACGCAAUCGCUUUGUCGAAAUCGAGAAAGAGAAAACCAAAACUGUUUAAUAGACAUUAUAUAGACGCAUGUGUAUUAACACAUAAGCUUUAGAAGCUAAUAAUUUAGACAUUGAAAUAUGUUAAAAACAAUUUCAGCAAAUUAUCGCUUUAGAUGGCUGUAACCAGUGAUAGAAUUAAUUAGCAGGCAUAUAAUGCGCUUAGCAUUUUAUUGAAUGCAUUUGAAAUUAAUUACGUAAAUACAUACAUAUUUACUAAAUUAUGCGCUAUUUUUUUUUUAACAAUAUACAUAUCUAUGUGUUUGCACUUGCUGUAAAGUGAUAUGAGAAGGGAUUUUCAUAAUAUAGGUAGCUUGCCUUUUCUAUUUCUGUCCUCUGUCUGUAUACAGGUCCGUCAGUUUUUGAGAUAUCGCUCUGAAAUUUUGCACACGUCCUUUUCUCCAUAAAAACUGCACAUUUGUCAAUACCGCCGAUAUUGGAUCACUAUUGCAUAUAAACUAAACUAUCAAAAUCAAGUUAUAUUUAAAACUUUUUUAUUUGAUAUCUUUAAUUUCGCAUGGAUUACAUGCAAUGCUGCUAUAUCUGAAUACAUUUAUUAAAUUGAAACACUAUAAAAAAAAUUAAAAUUUGGUUAAAAAGACGUACUAUAUUUAUUAUUUAAAAUUUAAUUAUUUGCAACACCACUUCCACUUAAUUUGAAAGCAUUUCCUGCGCUUGAAGGAAAUUCGGCAGUGCUACCAAACUUCCCAGUUGCUUUUACAUUAUUUGAAUUUUUGAAUACUAAAUUCAUUCCUCUCUUGCACCCUGUUGUAUUGAAAAUGCCGGUUUACAAUAAACGUACGUAUAUAUAAAUGUUACAUUUUUUAUUGUUCCUAUAUAUUUCACGUUCUGGAUUUCUCUUUUAUUAUUGCAAACAAUGUGGCCAUUUUGUAUAAGGAGUAUCUAAAAGCAAUGAAUUAUUGAAUUGAUGCAUCAGCGUCUUAAAACCGUAGAUUGCCUCAUGUACUAUAUGCACAUGCUUUUUUCUUAUUAAUUGAACAGACAAAUACACACAGAUAUUAUGACUUUUAGGAAACAUAUUAACCUCUCAAAGGGGAUUAAUAAUUAGCAAGAUAUGAGUAAAUAAUGUUUAGUGACGUCAAUGACGUCACAUACUUUGUGAUGUCAUGUCAAUUAUUUAUUAAGCAGCUUGUCAACAGACUGUGGAACUGUCAGAAUCUCGAAAGAUCUAAAAAUGUACCCAAAAAAGUUGUUUAUGUAAACCAUAAAAGGUAUAUUUAAGCCUUCAAAUGAAAUUCGCCGAAAUUUAAGCUGCUUUGUAAUGGAAUUCGUAGUGAAGAUCAGCAAGUCGCCGUUUUUGCAAAUGAUUCAGCCGAAUAGAUAUACACAUAUUUAUGUUUGUACCAUAUGUACAUUUUCACGUUUCAAAAGCAAACUGAAAUCAUAUUUACUGUUGGUAUUGCAUAUAUCCUCAAUCAAUUUUGUUAAGGCGAAUGGUUAUAUGUAUAUUAAUAGUUGGCAAUCAAAAAUUGUUUAAAUUCUAAAACACGUGUUAACUUUUGCUACAAAAUCUUCUUAAUAUUCAUACAUAUAUUAUUAUAUAGCUGCAUAUACGCAAAUAUUAUUUGCAAUAUUUUGUUUGUUUGUGUAAAUUUCGCUUAUAGCUGAUUUGUGGCUCUGGCUUGUUGUAGUGCAUGUUUUUCAAAGCGACGAACAUUCGCCACCUUGCAAAAAUUUCUCCCAGUUGACAAGCUUACUUAAGAUAACAUGUGUUUGAAAUGUUCAUAUUUUGUAUGUAUGUAUGUAUAUAUGGUAUAUACAGAUAUGUAUGUAUAUGCAGCAAUUGUUUAAAUGAACACUUUAUCAAAAAGACACACUAAGCAAUAAUGAAAGUGAAUUCUUAUUUAUAAAAUGGGCUACAAAUAUUAAAUGUUACAAAAAAUGCAAAAAAUUAGUUCAAAAGUAAUAGAAAGCAAAAGGUAUCAAUUUUGCCAUUAAACAUUUGUCUAAUCGGCAAACAAACUCGUCAUAUUUCAACGCAUAUUUCGUAUAGUGUAUUUGGCGCUUAAAGUAACGCUACUUUGUUUCUAUGUGCUUAAAAUUCCACCUAUUUUCUUGCAAUUUUUCUUGGUAUUAUUUUCAAUGCCACAUGCAAAUCUCGUUUCACGCCGGUCGAAAUCGUACGCAAAAUUCUCUACGUUCCGUUCCUGUAAUGUUGCCAGUGUGACCAUUUCGCCAAACGCUGUGCGCACUGUAGCGUGUGUAUAGCGCCUUCCAUCGGAAAAUCAACACCUGCUCGCUUUCUGCAGGUAUGCAUUGAAGUUUGUUUGAAAUUUAAUGAAUAUUUGUGCAAAGAAAUUGUUUUUCAGCGUUACACAGAAGUUAUAGUCAGUACUUAUUUACACAAUCUGCUGUUAAAAGUGGCAACAACACUUUAUUAAUGACUUUUCGUUGAUAUUUCGUAUAUGCACACAGGUAUUCAAUUUGUGUUUGGUUGUUAUUCGCGAUUUCGUGAAUGCAACCGUGUGUUUCGUGUAUCUACCUGUGAACGCUGAAAAGUGCGAAACGUCUCAUUCGGCGUUAGUUGCUUCUACGGUUCGGACGUGUUUGUCUUCUACUAUUUUGUUCGUCAAAUAAAGUCAUCUUUUUAAUAUACAUAUAAAAAAAAAAAAGUUGAUAAAUUUUGAAGAUUUUCUCCAUCGCAGACUUAUAUUUAGCAUCAUCAAUUGCUAAACUCUUGUGUUUUAUUCAUAAAACAUACAAAUCGCAGUUCAUUUGAGCUUUUAGUAUUCAUUCCUGUUCGUUGAGCAAAAAUACAAAAGAAAAAACAUUAACAAAAUGGCCGAUGUUGUUGAAAAAAAUGAGACUCCAGUUGUUGAGAAAGUCGCAUCUGAUGAAGUAGAAAAAGAAGCACAAAAAGAAAAAGAGGUGGUAGAAGAAGCAGCAGCACCAGCCGCCGAAAAUGGUAGCGCUGACAGUGCAACCGCUAAAGAAAACGGCGAUGCUGAGGAAGUAGCUGCUGAAUCUACAACCGAAACUCCAAAAGAAGCGUCUGCCGAGGCUGAAGCUGCCGCUCCUGCCGAAGAAAAUGGCAAAGAUGAGGAAGCGGAGAGCGAAGCAACUGAUGCAGCACCCGCCGAAGCUGUAAAGAGAAAAGUAGCCGAAGAAGAAUCAAAAACAGAAGAUUCCACUGCAGCAACACCAGAGAAAAAAGCUAAGCUGGACGAACCGGUCAAAGAGGACAACCAAAACGGUUCCGAGGCAUCAGAAGUUGCGGCUUAACUUAGUUCUUAAUAUAACAUUUAAACUAUUCAACAUAUUCAGUAACAAAAACAAAAAAAAUCAGAAAAAGUGUACACCCAUAGAAUUUAAUGUGUAUGAUUUUAUGAAAAAGUGUUCAGUUUUUUGUGAGGUUGAGACACUUCCAUAAUCAAUCUUCAAUCUGAAGCGACUAUACUUUUACAGUUGACAUCUACAAAGAGAGGGGUGCAUUUUGCUCAUUAUUUCCUGUAUUUAUAGCAAAUCAUCCCUCUUACCAAGAAAAAGGCUAAACCUGUACAUUCAAACAAAUAUUCAAUAAAGUACUCGACUUACGGUGGAAAGUCAAAGGUA